GCAGGUAUGGUAUUGAUUCACAGAAAGAUCUCUGAACACGACCUACCCAACUGCUAUGUAGGUCGUAUGAACGCAUAUAAUCAUGAUUUAGUGUAUGUGGAAACAACUGUGCGUGGGCACCUACGUCCCAUCACCUCGCCUGAGCCGGUUGAACUUGGGGAGCAUCUCCCUCAAGUACUCGGCAUGUUUCCUGCGCAAGUCCAUCUCCUGGACCUUGCCGCGGCCGCUCCAGAUACGUCGUUCAGCAGAGGGACCGUAUAUGGUGGUGUAGUCGUCGAGCAUCUCAUCUUCUGUCGGUACGACGAGCACUCCUGCUCCAAUGACGCAGUAUGAAGACAUGCGCAGAGUGUGGUGGACACGAGCCCUGGUGCAGACUGUGUUGCAGUUGCCGACGGUGGGCGACUCGACCCUGCAACCGAUCUCGAACAGAUUGUCGUCGCCUAUCCGCAUGACUUCCUUGCGCCUACCACGGGUGAAUUCCCAGGGAGAGAGGGAGGUGGAGGGGGCAAUGGACGGACCGGUUGACGAUGAUCGCACCCUCCUCUAUGAUGCAGCCCGAGCCGAUGACGAUGGGGCCGGCUAUAGCGAAGAUAGUGGCUUUGGGGUGGACAAUCGUUCCGGCACCGAUGGUGAUGUCGCCUUUGAGCUCGACAUCUUGGCAGACGACUGCCUUGGAAUGUAUCGUGAACUUGUCCCGAAUUGGAGGCAUGUGGGACGGACGCGUCGUUGAGGUGAGCAAUCGUGUGCGUUGACAAGACCGGGGUUGCGAAGAAGACCGGUGGACGACGAGUGUUGUGUGCUGAGGGAGGGCGCAGCAGGGAGCCUCGUGGAGGACGAGUGGGAAAUCAGGCAGCUCGGACGGGGCCAGGGUCGGCGUCGUCGCCUGACGGUGGCUGCUGCUUGCCGACUGCUCUCUUCUCUUCACCACCCGAUACCCCCUUCCCCUUCCCCGUCUCCCCGUCCUCCCUUUCGCCCUCCUCUCGGGCCCACGCCCUUCCCCGCCUCCCCGAGCCAUCUCUUUUUCUCUCUCUACGCUCCACGCCCCCUCCGUCCAAACAGCGAUGGCCCCGACAACUCCUGCUCCGCCAGGCCUCACCGAGGCAGCGCGAAACUCGACUACCCACUGGCAAGACGACCUUCAGUCCUUGUUCGAUCACGCAAAGGACCGCUUCGCAGAUGUCGUAUGGGAGCUUCAGUCAGACAGCGGUAGCGGAGUAGAAGAGGUCUGGGGCCACAAAGCUGUCGUGUACGCUCGUGCACCGCCGUCCUUUCAAGCCCGGUAUUUUUCCUUCAAGCCUCCUCCAGCCGCCUCCCCCUUGCCAUAUUCUUCUUCCCCGACUGGCACGCUUCCUGCCCAGUCUGCACUCUCCUUGACUCUUGGCGUCGACUUCUCCUCUCCUUCGCGUUCUCCUUCCCCCUCUCCCUUCCGUGUCACGUCCCCUUCCCCUUCGACUCAUGCUGGUGCUCUCCUCCGUCUUCCAACUAACAUCAACCCAACACUCUUCUCCAAUGAGCUCGAAUACCUGUACACCGGAAAGGGCCUUCUUGGCCACGCUUUCGAGUUCCUUUUCGACGCCGCCGAGAACUCGGAGGAGGGCGAUGGCGAGGAGGCCAGACUAGACAAGCUACGGAAAGACCUCGUGUUCAUGUGGCGAUCGCGACUCUACUCGGACGUUCGCAUCGCCCUUACCGGGACCUUUUCAUCCACUAACCACGAGAGUACUACUGCGAUCUUCUCUUCUCACCGUUUCAUCCUUGUCUCUCGAUCUCCCUACUUCAAUACCCAACUCCUCCAGUGGGCUGCCAAAUCCACUCCUGGCGAGCCCUUGACGCUAAACCUUCCCUCCCCUCCGUUCACACCUGCAUCUCUUCACUUUACGCUCGGAUUCAUCUACACGGGGACACUCAUAUUUUCCCAUCGCACCUUCGACCUCGACACCGCUUUCCACAUCAUGCGAUCGGCCACCUACCUUGGUCUCGACACCCUCUAUGAUGAGAUUCAAGCGCGCAUCGUCCAGGAGAUGAUGCACGGUCUCUUCCAUGCCUUCCUCGAAUUCUCCGAGUACGAGGCCAUCACUGGUGGCAAAUGGGGUACAGGGGGUUGCCGUUGUCGUCAGUGCGCACGCCGCGCCCCGCGCGUGCUCGAAUUCUCCGUAUCUGAGGACGUCAAGAAUCCGCACCUAGAACGUGGCGCUCGUCGUGCACUCGUCGGUCUCUUUGGAGAGGGCUGGUGCACCUCUGAGUUCGCUGCGCUACCCCAGAAGACCCGCGAUAAUCUCCUCAAGGGCUUGGGUAAGCGCACGACACCGAUGAAUGUCUUCGCGCUCCUAGCGGCAUCUCAGUCUGCGCUCAAAAAGCUCGAUACUGUCAUCGAAACCUGGGGCGAGACCGUGCGAGACAUGGUCUUGUCUGCGCGCAAGACGAUCGACGAUGUCGUAUGCUCGCGGGCAGUAGAGUGCUUUGAACAGCCCGAAUGGAUCGAGAUUAUGGAAGCCGACGGUGUCAGGUUUGAGGAUGGCGAAAAGGUCGAGAUGUUACUCGACUCUCUACGCAGGGGGCUCAACGAGAAGAACGCCGCGAUGGCGUACCAGGCUGUCGUCGACUCCGUACUGUUGAGACCCCACCCGGCCGAUCCGGAAGCCGCUUUGUUAUCCUCAACCUCGCACGUUCGCGUGCAGGUCGAGCAAGCGCGCAUGGACAUCGUGCGUUACAUCCGGCGGCGCUGGCUCACCAUGAAACAAGACGAUGGCUUUGCAGGCCUACACAGCUGGGCUGCGCAAGAAAUCGCUCAAGAAUUGGACCUCAAAAACGAAGAUGAGCUCCUGAUGCCGUCGAGCCCAUCCUCGACAGCCAGGGGCGGGAAGCUUACCGUCAGGAAUGGGCCUGCAUCCAAAGCAGAUGAUUCGGAAACCGUUAGUCUGCAUUCGACACGCAGCCUUGCCAAGUCUGUGGCAGGCAGCAGAGAGGUCGCAAACUCCUCCGCUGCGUCGAUCCGCUCAAUCGCGCGCAGCUCGCACUCCACGACCUCACGUCUCACCACUACUACCGUCUCUCGUCGUGUACCGCUCUCGCCGAGCAGCCUUCGGCCGGAUUCGAAACUCACUCCUGCUAGUAACACCCCUUCUAUUUCACGCGUCAGCCUUGCGAGCUCGGAACGAGCAAAGUCUCCCUUGUCUCCCAGUCCAAGCCCAGUCCCUCGAAAUAGCCUUUCGACCGCGAGCGUACGGAAGAGCACUGCGUCGUCCAUACAUUCUACGGCUGCUGUUGAUCGAAUCCCUCGACCCAAGUCCGUGGCCGCCUCAAUCAGAUCUACACGAUCGACUGCUUCGACUAUCCGCAAGGGUGGCGCAGGCCCUUCCACUCCCAGAACGGUGUCCGGUUCCUCUCGAGCUUCAUCCGCUACCACAGCAAGCGAGAACUCCACCGCGUUCGAGACAGCGCGUUCGGAACUCACGCCAAGUAGUGUGGGGAGGACGCGCAAGACGUCUGCAUCAUCCGCGAUGUCGACAUCGAGUGUCCACACAACGGGUGCAAGCACCCCGCGCAUACCUAAGCGUCCGCCGUCGGUGGACUCAAGGACUACACCAUCUGUCCGAGGGAAGCCAAUUGACACCUCCAAGACUGGUCCCGUGGCAAAGCGAACCGCCUCUACCGCAUCCGUGCGCUCGACGAUAUCGACCAAGUCCACGGCUACUCGCAAGUCCACCGCACGAUCGGUGUCGGACGCUCCUGCGUUGCCCUCCAAGUCGUCGACGCCUGCAUCGAAGGCGAAUGGGAAGCCCCUGCCUCCCGAAGACGAGGAGGACGUUGUUGGGACGAUCAAAGCCAAAGCCAAAUCUCCGGCUAUCUCUCAUGAGAAGCAAGCAAGUGUCGUCUCCUCGAGCAGCGUAUCGACGGUCCGGGAGUCUCUCAAGCGAAAGAGCUCAGCUGACACGAUUCGUGAAUCUGCUCCCGCAGCGAAGCAACCCCGCGGCGCGACACUCGAGAUUGGCAUCCCUUGCAUCAUCUCAUCGAAGAAGGCUCGUUUCCGCGCGUAUGCGAGGUAUAUCGGAGAGGUCGAGGGCGAGCUCGGACCUUGGGUGGGCGUCGAAGUCCCGAUGAAUGAUGCUUGGCCAGGAGACAAGCUGGACGGACGCCCGUGGCACGAUGGGACGUGGGGUGGCAUACGCUAUUUCGACAUCGGGGCUGCGUCAGAGUGGGACUUCGGGCAAGACACGAUGGCUCGGAGGCGGAGACAUGAAUGGUCGAGCACGCUCGGAAAGGACGGGAUGAAGGGCAGCCUCAAGCGCGAGGGCGAUCAGCUCGGCAUCGAUCGUUCGAAGAGACUCCGGAGCGUAUCGCCGGCCGUGUCCGACAUGUCCACUUCGGAGUCGCGAGGACUAUUUGUCAGGCCACAGCAGGUGCUGUACGUCGUGGACGCAGUCGGAUCCGAUCUGUGAUAGCGGUCCGGUACUUGGCCAGGUGCUCGCGUUUCUCUUUCGAUUGGCGAAGGCAUGGGAUGCAAUUCCAGAUACCGGUCGUCGGGUUGUGCCAGUGCAUCAUGUCCCCACAUUUGCGUGCCGAUUUUCCUGUAUGAUUCGCGCUUUACUAUGGAAGUUGAGCCAUCGUAUACCAUCGUAUUCUACAAGGCCAUUCAUAGGCAUAGUUGGAGACAGUAGUAGCUUCGCAGGUGCUUCCUUGUAAUGUUCGCGCCAUCCGCCCUUGCUGACUCUCUUGCUUGUAUGCGAAGCACUCACUGGAAUCCUAUAUCGACUACUGCUACGCGUCCUGGAAUGGGAGGGUUAUG
Molecule: messenger RNA, 4786 nt
Organism: Dichomitus squalens LYAD-421 SS1
Lineage: Eukaryota; Fungi; Basidiomycota; Agaricomycetes; Polyporales; Polyporaceae
Exons: 7
Coding region: 1062-4439 (1125 amino acids)
Molecular function (GO): protein binding
Source: RefSeq, a predicted model, not a curated record